AUGUCUUCGCAGAAGCGCCAGGGCGAGGAGCUCGAAGGCGACAUCACCUUCAUCGCGACUCCACCACAACCGCCGCCAAAGUUCGGCACCGGCGUGGAAUGUGGCGUUGAAGUCACCAAUGUCCCAACCAUCCAUAAUGCCCCCUUGCCUGCUGAGGGUCCCGGAAAUGAGUCUUUCUCCAACUACAUCCUGGGAGCGCUCUUGCUGGGCAUCCCGAUCUUCGUGGCCCGCAGCCUCGGCGGUGGCUUGAAGACCACCAUCUUUUUCUUUCUUGUCUUGCUCUUCCCCAUCCUGAUCGCCGUCUGGACGGUGGCGUCGACCUACUCGCCGCGCAUCAACGACAAGGCUAAGCUUCCCGGCCGUCCCGUUGAGCACUACAUCACCUUCAAGAAGCAGGAGGACCGCCAGCGAUGGAGCGGCCGCAACAAGAUCCCGAUGAAGACCUUCUACGAGAUGUACUUUGACGGCGACGUCGAGUUCAACGGCGACUGCCUCGAGAUCAUGGAGUACCGCCAUGACUGGGCCAACUUCUCAUUCACCUGGCCCCUGUUCCACUUCAUCAUCUUCACCUUCUUCAAGGACGUGCUCUUCCACUCGCGUGAGCAGGACGAGGAGCAGAUCCGCCCCAACUACGACCGCGGCAACGACCACUACUCGUGGUUCCUCGGCCCCCGCAUGGUCUACACGAGCGGUAUCUUCUCUGACCUCACCCGCGAGGAGACGCUCGAGGAGAUGCAGGACAACAAGAUGGCCAUCGUCUGCGAGAAGCUCGGUCUCAAGGAGGGAGAGUCGAUGUUGGACAUCGGCUGCGGCUGGGGCACGCUCACCAAGUUCGCCAGUGUCAACUACGGAGCUCACGUCACAGGUGUCACCCUCGCCCACAACCAGGCUGCCUGGGGUAACGACGCCCUCCGCCGCGCUGGCGUCCCCGAGAGCCAGAGCAACCUGCUGGUCAUGGAUUACCGUGACAUCCCGGCCAGAAAGUUCAACAAGAUCUCCCAGCUCGAGAUGGGUGAGCACGUUGGUAUCCGCAGGCUCACGACGUUCUUCCGUCAGUGCUACGACAUGCUUGAGGAUGAUGGCGCCAUGUACGUCCAGCUCUCUGGUCUGCGUAAGGCUUGGCAGUACGAGGACUUCAUCUGGGGCCUGUUCCUGAACAAGUACAUCUUCCCUGGAGCCGACGCCUCCACGCCGCUUUCUAACUACGUCGGUUGCCUUGAGGCUGCUGGAUGGGAGAUCAAGAGCAUCGACACGGUUGGCGUUCACUACUCAGGCACACUCUGGCGCUGGUACCGCAACUGGCUCGGCAACGGCGAGGUCAUCAAGGCCAAGUACGGCCAGCGCUGGUACCGCAUUUGGGAGCUCUUCCUGGCCUGGUCCACCAUUGCCUCCCGCCAGGGCAGCGCCACCUGCUUCCAGAUGCUUGUGGUCAAGAACCUUAACGCCACCCACCGUGUCAAUGGCUUCGCGUCCCAGUUCGGCCUGACCGGCGCCCUUGCCGCGGCUCGCGCUGCCGGAAAGGCGGUCUUCCCCAAGUAA
This is a messenger RNA of Diaporthe amygdali, 1539 nucleotides long. RefSeq names its product cyclopropane-fatty-acyl-phospholipid synthase. Bases 1 to 1539 code for a protein of 512 amino acids. Lineage: Eukaryota; Fungi; Ascomycota; Sordariomycetes; Diaporthales; Diaporthaceae. Gene Ontology annotation, biological process: cellular response to biotic stimulus. The transcript has 3 exons. The record is from RefSeq and is a predicted model, not a curated record.